This is a messenger RNA of Eruca vesicaria subsp. sativa (arugula), 887 nucleotides long. The record is from the annotation of a GenBank genome assembly. Lineage: Eukaryota; Viridiplantae; Streptophyta; Magnoliopsida; Brassicales; Brassicaceae.
AUCUGGAAGUAGACACUCUUGUCUGAAAGCAAACACAAUCACACCCAAACUCAUCCUCCUCUUCUUCAGUCUACGUUCACAGCACCAACCAAUCAAUGGCUUCUUCGUCUCCAUUGCAGAUGGUUCACACUUCUUGCACCGUCACUCAGAUUGGUGUGAAGUCGCAGCUAGCUUCCGCAAAUCGAACAUCUCAAUCACUUCGCUUCGGAGCUCGUUCCUCUGGUUUCGCACUCUCUUCAAGGCUACACUACGCAGCAAGUUCCCCUCUUAAGCAAUUCUCCGGAGCUUAUGCCACCACCAAGCUCCAGAGAACAGCUUGUGUUAAAUCAAUGGCUGCUGAGGAGGAAGAAGAAGAAGUGCUAGCACCUCCUCAAGCUAAAGUGACAAACAAGGUUUACUUUGAUGUGGAAAUUGGAGGUGAAGUCGCUGGAAGGAUUGUGAUGGGUCUGUUUGGUGAUGUUGUCCCAAAAACCGUUGACAACUUCCGUGCCUUGUGUACUGGUGAGAAGAAGUACGGGUACAAAGGUUCUUCCUUUCACCGUAUCAUUAAGGACUUUAUGAUCCAAGGAGGUGAUUUCACUGAGGGAAAUGGUACUGGAGGUAUUAGUAUUUACGGUGCCAAAUUUGAAGAUGAAAACUUCAACCUGAAGCAUACUGGACCUGGAAUCUUGAGCAUGGCUAACGCUGGUCCUAACACUAAUGGAAGUCAGUUUUUCAUUUGCACCGUCAAGACUCCAUGGUUAGAUGGGAAGCAUGUUGUGUUUGGACAAGUCAUUGAAGGUAUGAAGCUUGUGAGGAGACUUGAAUCUCAGGAGACACGCGCCAUGGAUGUUCCAAAGAAAGCUUGCAGAAUCUAUGCCUGCGGAGAGCUCCCAUUGGAAGCUUGA